CCCAGAUCCCAGAUGGGGGCGAUGGCUCCGCGCGCGCUGCUCCUGCUGCUGGCGGCCACCCUGGCCCCGACCCGGACCCGCGCGGGCUCGCACUCCAUGCGGUAUUUCCACACCGCCGUGUCCCGGCCCGGCCUCGGGGAGCCCCGGUACAUGGAAGUCGGCUACGUGGACGACACGCAGUUCGUGCGCUUCGACAGCGACGCGGAGACCCCGAGAUAUGAGCCGCGGGCGCCGUGGAUGGAGCGGGAGGGGCCGGAGUAUUGGGAGCAGCAGACACGGAGAGCCAAGAGCAACGAGCAGAUUGCCCGAGGGAACCUGAGGACCGCGCUCCGCUACUACAACCAGAGCGAGGGCGGCUCUCACACCAUCCAGCUCAUGUCCGGCUGUGACGUGGAGUCGGACGGGCGCCUCCUCCGCGGGUACCGUCAGUACGCCUACGACGGCCGCGAUUACAUCGCCCUGAACGACGACCUGACGACGUGGACGGCGGCGGACACGGCGGCGCAGAUCACCCGGCGCAAGUGGGAGCAGGCUGGUGCUGCAGAGAGACACAGGGCCUACCUGGAGGGCGCGUGCGUGGAGUGGCUGCGCAGAUACCUGGAGAACGGGAAGGACGCGCUGCAGCGCACAGAUCCCCCAAAGGCACAUGUGACCCAUCACCCCCUACUGAAAGGAGACGGCACCCUGAGGUGCUGGGCCCUGGGCUUCUACCCUGCUGAGAUCUCCGUGACCUGGCAGAGGGAUGGGGAGGAACUGACUCAGGACAUGGAGCUGGUGGAGACCAGACCUUCUGGGGACGGAACCUUCCAGAUGUGGGCAGCUGUGGUGGUGCCUUCUGGGGAGGAAGAGAGAUACACAUGCCAUGUGCACCAUGAGGGUCUGUCUGAGCCCCUCACCCUGAGAUGGGAGCCUCCUCAGUCCGCUGUCCCCAUCACGGCGAUCAUUGCUGUUCUGGCUCUCCUUGGAGCUGUGGCCAUCAUUGGAGCUGUGGUGGCUGUGAGGAAGAGGAGGAGAAACACAGGUGGAAAGAGAGGGAACUAUGCUCCAGCUCCAGGCAGGGACAGUGCCCAGAGCUCUGAAGUGUCUCUCCAAGACUGUGAAGGUGACACUCUGGGGACUGAUUUGGGAAGGGGCAAUGUAGACAUGAUUGGGUUCAGGGACUCCCAGAAUCCCCUCUGAGUGAGUGGUGGGUGU
Molecule: messenger RNA, 1194 nt
Organism: Peromyscus eremicus (cactus mouse)
Lineage: Eukaryota; Metazoa; Chordata; Mammalia; Rodentia; Cricetidae
Product: H-2 class I histocompatibility antigen, D-D alpha chain-like
Exons: 7
Coding region: 13-1179 (388 amino acids)
Biological process (GO): immune response; antigen processing and presentation of endogenous peptide antigen via MHC class Ib; antigen processing and presentation of endogenous peptide antigen via MHC class I via ER pathway, TAP-independent
Cellular component (GO): external side of plasma membrane
Molecular function (GO): peptide antigen binding; signaling receptor binding
Source: RefSeq, a predicted model, not a curated record